Molecule: messenger RNA, 518 nt
Organism: Racocetra fulgida
Lineage: Eukaryota; Fungi; Glomeromycota; Glomeromycetes; Diversisporales; Gigasporaceae
Source: the annotation of a GenBank genome assembly
AAAAUAAAGAACUGAACGAAAAGUUAGAAAAAUGCAUACAAGAAAGAAAACCUUUGGAAGAAGCGAAUGCUAAAAUGCAAAAAGCAUUAAAAAAAUGUGAUGAAUAUUACACAGCCCUUGAUAAAAAAGCUAAUAUUAUUUUAGAUAACUUUAUAGUACAAUAUGAAAGUACUAGUGAUCUAGAAAUUAAAAUAAAUAAAAUCGGCGCAGUUAAAAAUGAAAAUUUACAAAACAUCGACGAAAAAUGUAAAAAACUAACCGAAGAAAACGAAAAACUCAUAAAAGAAAACAAAGAAUUAACGGAAAAAAAUGAUGAACUUGUUUAUUUUGUAUAUAAAAAACAAAAUAAAUAUCAACAAAUGAACAAAGAAAUGACAGAAUUGUUUGAAAAUUUAGAUAAAAAAAUCGAUAACAGCUUAAUCAUUUUAAAAAUUAAUUUUAUUUUUUCAGAUUCCAAUAUAAAUAAGAUAAACAAAAUCGUUUUAGCUAGUGAAAAUCUCAAAAAAAUUCAACAAUGA